CAACACACAACUUCAUCGCCAUCGUGAGGGCUUGCGCGCCUGUAAUCCUGGUCGCUAGACCCCACCGUCCCCUCAAGCUUGCGUCAGAAGAAAGCAGAGAACAUGGAAGAACAGCAACAGCAAAACGUCCUCGCAGCCGCCUUCCCAACACCCCCUCCCUUCUGGCAAUCCUUCACCCCUGAGAACCUCUCCUCCAUCUCCUCUCUGCGAGCUGCCGAACCCCAAUCAUCAUCCUCUAAAGUCGAACCAGAUCCCGCGACUGAGCUCCCCAUCCGACUCCUCGACCUCCCCGCCGAGCUGCGAUGCCUACAACCACCCGAGCCGCCUGUCGAGGGUCUUUACAGGUGUUUUGGGGAUCUGUAUAACAUGAACGAUCCAUUACCAAGUCUCGAAGAACAAGGAAUCGAGCAACUCUACACACCACCACUAACACCCACCUCCAACAACGGCGGAAAGCACACCGAUCGCGCGCUGAUCCUAAAACGAAUCGCCAAAUCUCUGCUGCUGAACUUUCUGGAAUUGGUGGGCAUCAUGAGUGUCAAUCCUGAGCAGUACCAAGAAAAGAUACAGGACUUAAGGACACUAUUCAUCAAUUUCCACCACCUUUUAAACGAAUAUCGACCGCAUCAAGCGAGAGAAAGUCUUAUUCAGAUGAUGCAGACUCAAUUGGAGAGGAGUAGAGCGGAGACACAGGGCAUCAGGGAGAUGAAGAUGAAGGUUGAGGGGAUACUCGAGGGACUCAGUCACGCUAAGUUGGCGGAGGAGAAGGAGAAUGAGGAGAGUGGGAACGAGGUGGUGGAGGAUAGGAGGGAUGUUUGGGAGGCGUUGGAGAGAGAGUUUGGUUGAACGCUGUUGCAGAUGUUGGAUGGAUAUCUUUGGGCAAGCAGAACUGAGGACAUUUCGGCAUAUGGAAGAGUUGUACGAUACCCAGGAGAUCGCACAAUACCAUCAAACCUCGAGAGAGACAAGGAGACACCAUCGAUUCCCUGAAAGACUAUCG
This is a messenger RNA of Hyaloscypha bicolor E, 1000 nucleotides long. Its product is annotated as MED7-domain-containing protein. The record is from RefSeq and is a predicted model, not a curated record. The transcript has 3 exons. Gene Ontology annotation, molecular function: transcription coregulator activity. Gene Ontology annotation, biological process: regulation of transcription by RNA polymerase II. Gene Ontology annotation, cellular component: mediator complex; core mediator complex. Bases 103 to 846 code for a protein of 247 amino acids. Lineage: Eukaryota; Fungi; Ascomycota; Leotiomycetes; Helotiales; Hyaloscyphaceae.